Molecule: messenger RNA, 1113 nt
Organism: Vanrija pseudolonga
Lineage: Eukaryota; Fungi; Basidiomycota; Tremellomycetes; Trichosporonales; Trichosporonaceae
Exons: 5
Coding region: 1-1113 (370 amino acids)
Source: RefSeq, a predicted model, not a curated record
AUGGUCACGGACGGCCUCACACUCGAGCCGUUGGGAUUCAACUUUCGGUACGACCCCGUGACCGACUUGCUUGCCUUCGAGGGCACCGGCAAGGACGGCUCACAAAGCCCCUUUGCGGCCGGCGCCAACUUCACCUUCAGCGACGACAAGGGUGCUCCCUACACGGCCGUGACCAAGGCUGGGUCCGUGGCCAUUGUGCGCCAGUCAGACGGCACGGCCGUUCCGUCAGUUGCCUUUAGCGACCCCGCGCUUGGGCAAGCCAUCUCGGUCAGCACUGUCAACAAGGUCAUUCAGGUCAACGCUUCCGAUUCAUACGGUCUCCUGACGACCUUUGUGCCCUCAACGCCGCACACAGUGUUCAAGGACGAAGCAACCAAUCGGCUGUACGUCCCGAAGCCUGUCACAGAGCCAGCCUUCACAUACAACGUCGCGUCGGGCAAGUACCUUUCAACAGGCUACGACAACUUUGCGUACCAGAACACCGACAUGGGUUCACCCAAUGCGUGGGUGCCUGUGGGUAUCCAGCCAGCAGCAGUCGCCACCAAAGCCGCAUACGUAUCUCAACUCGACGUCGGGAGUCUCACGCAGCAAAACUACCGUUCGCGGACAUACGCCGUGUUCUCCGACUUGUACUUGAGCUUCGACGUGACAUCGUACUCGACCCAAGUAGUCUACAAGGACGCCGCGGGACAGCCCCUGAGCACAACGAAGCGCUACAGUGUCAAGAUUGGCAGUAGCACGCUCGGGUCGUCCUGGUUCAUCGAGCCGCUGAUGGACACAUAUCAGACGGCCUACCCAAGCGGCUUCUUCCGUCUCCAGCAGAACGGCCUUUACCUCCAGGCCACAGGCAGUACCGUUCAGGCUCAGCCGGGCAAGCAGCCGGACUAUGACUCAACUGCCAAUGCAGGCUGGGGCAGCCCUGGUGGAUCCGACAUCUGGUUCUUGUAUCCGAUUGCUUCGAGCUCCAGCACCGACCUGGCAGAGGCAACAGGUUACAAACUGGUCAAUCGCAACUCGGGUCUGGUGCUGCAGGCCGUGAAUGGCUCAUUCGUCACGGUUCCCAACCAAAUCAGCCAUAAUGCCCAACAGGCCGCCGUCUUUACUGUAGUCUGA